CGCGACUCUGGCGUCGUGAUUAGCUGAAGCUCCAGCUGCGAGAGCUCCCUCACAAAGGUACCUACCUCAUAUUAGCUGUCUUUGGAGAGGUACAUUGAUUCCAAUUUCUUGCCGACGGGUCAUGUCGCAUCCUCGGGGCUUAUAUCAUCCCCGUCAUGCCAUUGCGCUCCGUCUCAAUCAGCGACAUGAGCAGCCACCGCAAAAUAUAUCCCCGGCGGCCACGGCAUCGAUCGGAACGCGCGCACGCAUUUCGCCGCUGCAUCCGUGGCCCAACACAGCAUCAUUAUGCCUGACGGCCUCCUAAGGGGAUCAUCAUUUCGCGUUGGAUUUUUUGCUGACAGUGCAGAUGCACACGCAGCUCCCUCCCUGCGCCUUGUUUCUCCAGUCCACUCUGCUACCGGAUCUUGGUGCUCCGCGAGUAUGAUCGGCGCCCCCGUCCGCCUAGACGACGAUGCACGCGUUUCAGACUCGUCCUCGUCCGCCCCUCAAACAAGCAAUGCCGGCGACGAUGAAGCGGGUUCACGCAGACCGACAAGCUUUUUUCCCCCUGGAUGCUGGGAUCUUUCCCCGUCUUUUGCCCUGUCGCGCCUGCGACCCCGUGAAAUGCUGCGUCCUCACUGGAUGCCGUCCGGACAGUUCAACGCUCAACCGCUCGGCUCACGUCGUCUUCCGGCGCGAUCAUCGACGCUGUGGCUUGUCUCGAAUGGGAUCCUGAGACGAGAUGAACUUUGCGAGCCGUGGGAGCCGAAGGAAUUGAGCAAGGUCGGUGUCAACGACGCUGGAUCAGGGGGUUAUCAGUAAACAAAACAGCUCCUAGUUGUAAGCCGGCUGCCAACAUACAAAUAUCAAGUCAGGUCGUCACAGUUCGACUGAUGCAUCACUGUCCUUCACCUCUCUCUCAAUA
Ilyonectria robusta is the source of this 904-nucleotide messenger RNA. RefSeq lists its product as uncharacterized. The transcript has a single exon. Lineage: Eukaryota; Fungi; Ascomycota; Sordariomycetes; Hypocreales; Nectriaceae. The record is from RefSeq and is a predicted model, not a curated record. Bases 286 to 801 code for a protein of 171 amino acids.